Messenger RNA from Sinocyclocheilus anshuiensis, 3384 nucleotides. It is a transcript of the gene timeless, whose product is annotated as timeless circadian clock. Gene Ontology annotation, molecular function: DNA binding. The transcript has 25 exons. Lineage: Eukaryota; Metazoa; Chordata; Actinopteri; Cypriniformes; Cyprinidae. Gene Ontology annotation, cellular component: replication fork protection complex. The record is from RefSeq and is a predicted model, not a curated record. The annotation marks the transcript as partial. Gene Ontology annotation, biological process: DNA replication checkpoint signaling; DNA repair; replication fork arrest.
AAUGUGGAUGAUGAUGCCAGUAUUCACGAUAAACUGCUGUGGGCCAUUCACAUGAGUGGGCUGGACGAUCUGCUUAAGUUUCUGGCAUGUGCUCCGAGUGAACAGCAAUGGAGCUUCCACAUCCUGGAAAUCAUCUCCCUCAUGUUUCGAGAUCAGACUUCUGAGCUUUUGGUGAAUGCAGGACAGAUGCGUUCAGCCCAGGAGAAACAGAAAGACAUGCAGGAGCUGGAGUUACUGAGACAGAAAGAGCUGGCAGAAAAACGCAGCCGCACGCUAUUGAGAGGUGCCAGACACUCUCGUUUCCGUGGCUCUUAUGUCAUUCAAGGACUGAAGUCCAUUGGAGAGAAAGAUGUGAUUUUUCACCAAGGACUUCACAAUUUUAAGAACUAUUCUCAUGAUGUGGGUAAGCCCGUGAGGCGUGUACCUAAACGCAAACAGAUGGCUCAAGACUCAGAGAGUCAACGACGCUCAGCAUUGAAUGUACGUCUCUUCCUGCGUGAGUUCUGCAUCGACUUUUUGGAGAACUGCUAUAAUCGACUUAUGUACCUUGUGAAGGAGGGGUUGAUCCGUGAACGGGCCCAGCAGCAUGAUGAGACAUACUAUCUUUGGGCUAUAACAUUCUUCAUGGCCUUCAACCGUGGUCAGAACUUCAGACCGGAUGUGGUGUCUGAGACCAUAUCCAACCGCACCUUUCAUUUCAUUGAGAAGAACAUUACCAACUACUAUGAGAUGAUGCUCACUGACCGGAAAGAUGCUGCAUCCUGGUCUCGCAGGAUGCACUUGGCUCUGAAGGCGUAUCAGGAACUGCUGCUGACAGUAAAUGAAAUGGAUCGCUCAAAGGAUGAAAACAUCCAACACAGUUCCAAUGUCAUAAAGAGUAAUAUCUUUUAUCUGAUGGAGUUCAGGGAGAUUUUUCUUACUCUCCUACGUAAAUAUGAUGAGCGAAUGCAGCCACGCUCAUUUCUCAGAGAUCUGGUGGAGUCCACACAUCUGUUUCUGAAGAUGCUGGAGAGAUUCUGCAAGGGUCGAAACAAUCUGGUUGUACAGAAAAAAAGGGUGAAACGAAGGAAACAUAGCCAGAAAAUCCUUCAGACAGAACCCACAGCUGAAGACCUGGAGCAGACAUGGCAAAUAGUGUCUCAAGAACUCAGAACAUCUGGCUUUCAGUUGUCAGAGAGUUUGACAGAGGGUGCUGUGCCCUUUGAUGCCACAUCUGAGACUCCAGUGGGUGAGCAGAGGACAGAAGCAUUGGUCAGGAUUCAAGACUCUAUUAUGUCUCGCACAGGACCUGAAGCUUUGAGUUUACUUCGUGCUGCACGGGCAGUGUGGCCUGAAGGAGACACAUUUGGAUCUGUUGAGGUGGAACCUGAGGAGGAACUAGAACUUCUGAAGCAGAUACUUUUCACUAAACUCCCUAAGUCGGUUCCUUUAGAUUCUGCUCUUGAGGAAGAGGAUGGAGUUGAGUUGGAGGAAGAGGAAGAGCUGGAGUCUGUUGCUGUGUCUGAGACAGAGUUCAAUUUCUUAGAUUUCAUCAAGAGGUUUGCCAGUCCAAAUGUUGUGCGUCCAUACAUUAUCCUGCUGCGCUCGUACUCCCAGAACUCUGUUCACACCAACCACUGCAUCACACGCAUGCUGCACAGACUGGCUGUAGAUCUAAAGAUGGAGGCAUUACUGUAUCAGUUGUCCAUCUUUUCCUUGUUUAAUAAGAUCUUGGGAGACCCAGCGGCGACUGCCUAUCAGGAGCUUGUUACAUUUGCAAAAUAUGUUCUGAACUGGUUCUUUGUGUUUGCUACUAAAAACAACAAAGCAUUUGUGGAGCUGCUGUUCUGGAAGAAUGUAGGUGCUGUAAGAGAAAUGACAGAGGGAUAUAAUAAAGACGGGGAAGACAAGAAAAAAAGCAAGUGGACUCCUGAGGAAGAAGAACAGCUUCAGCGAUUGUAUGACAAGUACAAGGACUCUGGAGUGCCAGAUAUUGUUGAGACGAUAUUACCAUUGCUGUGCAGCAGCCACACUAGACGUGAGGUGGUGUCUCACAUGGUGUCCAUGGGUUUAGUGGACAGUAUGAAGGAUUUAAAGAAAGAGAGAAAAGGUACUCGUAUCGUGCUCUGGACUGAAGAACAGGAACAAGAACUCCAGGUGCUCUUUGAGGAGUUUAGAGACUCUGAUGAUGUCCUUGGAAAUAUUCUAAAGCGGAUCACAGCCAAGCAUUCAAAGGCUCGAAUAGUCGACAAGAUCCUCAGCAUGGGUCUAGUGUCCGAUCGCAGAGAUCUUUACAAGAAGAGAAAUCGCAGUGCUCCUGGGAGGAGUACUGGAAUGACAGAGGAAGAGUUCUUUGAUCUGACUGAAGAGCCACAGGAGAAGGAACUGGACAUAGAGGAAGAAGAAGAGGAUCAAUCUGAUCAAGAUGAAGAUGAACAAGACUAUGAAAAGCUUGUUGACAACUCAGCCAAAGAAGGACAAAAGAGCAUGAGUAGAGACAAUUCUUUGAAGAAAAUUCAUAGUCUGAGAAACAUGGUCCAGACUUUACAGCAACAAGGUCUGUCAGGGCCUGUCCUGUGGCUACAGAAUUCCCUUAACAGAACUGCUGAUGACCGCGAGGAGGAUGGUGUUUCUCAUCCUGUGGCACUGGUUCCUCUGACAGAGGAGAAUGAGGAUGCCAUGGAGAACAAGACUUUCCAAAAACUUCUACACACAGUCGGUAUCCGUGCACCCACAGACGGACAGGAAUCUUUCUGGAGAAUUUCUUCCAGUCUGAGCGUGCAUCAGCUGAGGUCAGUAGCAGCAUCUCUUGACUUGGUUGAGGAGACUGCAACUGAAGGGGACUCUGAGGGAAACAAGGAGAACAGUCUGACUGUUGAGAUGGAGGAUAAUGAUAAUCAAGAGAUGAGAGCUCAAGCACUGAGAGCUUUGCUGUUGUCACGCCAGAGGAAAUGUGCCUCUUCUAAAUCAAAGGAUUCUCCUUCAUGUGAGGGCAGUUCUGAUACUGUGGAACAAAGUGAUCAUAUAGAGGAGAAAAUAUCAAAGAAGAGAAGAAGAGUGUUGGAUGAUGAUGAUGAUCAGAGAGAUAUUUCAGAUGUGGAUCCUUUAUCCAGGAAUAACUUUGAAAGAAGCAUCGAUUCAGACCACGAGAGUCCUGCUGCCCCAGCUAAGCGCAGAUAUAAGAGAGUGUUAAGUGAUGAAGAGGAAGAUAACUAGAAGAAACGUGUUGAUACACCAGCAUUCUCACUUCAGUGUCAGUAAAACAAUAAUUGCUCUGUUAUCUCACAUUUCUAUAGGCUUUGGCUCAGUGUUCACUGUAUAAUUCUUAUACAGAGAAACCUUUUGCUCUUAUGAGGUAACUGACUGUGCUCUUUUGUAUGUUAAUAAAGUUUACUGUAUGAAACU